AAAGCACUUUCGUUGUUCUGUGCUACCAUGAGCAGCCCAGCCACUCCUUGCUGCCUAUAAAUCAAAGACAGAAGCAAUGUCAGGAACUGCAAACAAAAGGGAAGAUUGGGGAUUGGACAAAGACUGUGAAUGGGGCUUAGAGGAGGAGAAUAAAACAGAGUGUGCAUCACUGGAGUUAAAAGCUUGCUGACAAGAAGUAUGAGAGAACACGGAGGGACAUGAAAUCUGUCAUGGUGCAGCGAAAACGAAUGGGAAGGAGCCAAACAGGUCUUCCUGCUGAAAUCUCAGAGACAAAUCUAUCCCAGAGGGUUAAGAAACCUCCUUCUGAGUGGAGUAGAUGGGAGUUGCUGACUAUUUUUGGUGCUGUUUUUAUCCUGCUCUACAUCUUGCUAUGUUAUGAAAACUUCCAUUUCCAUGUGGCUCAUAUGUAUGCUCACCUAGGGUAUCCCAAUGCCCAGCACAUUGUGGGACAGAGAUACUUAAAAGGAGCUGGUGUGCAAAAGAAUGAAGAGAAAGCUAUGCAAUGGUUCAGUCAAGCUGCAGAGCAGGGCCACCCUCACUCCUCUUUUAAUUUGGCUGUUGGAAAACUGAAGAACAUGACAGUGGGGCUUGAUGAAAGGGAAGUGGAAAAACUUCUCAGUAGAGCUGCUGGUCAUGGACUCCAAGAAGCCCAGAAUCUCCUAGAGAAUAUCAGGAACAGAAAUCAGCCCUGAGAGACCAGCAGUAUUUAAGAACUAGAGUACGAGCCGCUUCUGUCCAAGGACAUCUGCUUUUUUUCCACUGUUACAUUUCCAUUACUCGGAGCUACUGUUUCUGCCUUGUGCUCCAUGUUAAUUGGCAUGAUUUGUGGUUCCAGAACAAACUAGCUGUAACUCCAUUCAAGAAAAUGAAAUGUCCAAAAUGCUGGUAUUAAGACAAACUGGGGAAUUGCCUUCGGAUUUAAGACAGUUGUUCGGGCAAAAGAAUUUAUUUAUGUCACACAACAGUUCUUUGUGAUUGAAGUAAAUGCGACAUAUCUAUUUACUGUGCAAUCUAUAAUGGAAAUUAUCUUUAUUUUGCAUUUGCUACUGCUUAAAAGCUGCACUUUCACAAUGCAUUUGCUAGAGAAAAUAAUUACAGUGAACAGAAGAUGCUUCCAUGUUCAUGGUACUCUUUUUUCCAAGCUAGUGUGGGAAUAAUUGCAUUGAACAGGAGGCACAGUUUCUGUCCCUAGAUAUAUGUUAUUGUUCUGGUAAUAAACAUUUGUUUUGUGAGAUGUUAUGGGCUGUAUGCUCUCACACUGUUGUCAUGUGUACUCAGUAACCUUAUUUAUGGAAGAACAUGGGAACAAUUUACAAGGCUUCCUGGGCUAGGUGUUGAAAAUGGGUCGACAAGGCUAAUGCAUGAAGUGGCUUCCAGCCACAAAAAGCUGCCAUUUUACCAUAGUUUUUAAUCAAAGUGAUAAAAGAGCCUCAUGUAUGAGGUGCCUGACACAUCACUUUUCAUCAUUUCCUUUCACUUCUCUGCAUUCUUCAAGGAAAGUACAAGUGAAACAGUUGUCUUUCAGAGAACAAUAGGUUUGAGGCUGGAAGAUAGAUUGUUCUGUGUGAUUCCUUUGUCUAUAUGUAAAUGUAUUUAAUCAUGGCCAUAAAGGGGAUUAGUCAUCAUUCAAGCACUGCCUGGAAUUUGAAGUCCCGCAGUUGUUUGUUUGGUCCUAAAGCCACAUGUUCUGGCCAAUGAGAGAAAGAGAGAACUGGCCUUUGGGAUAGCUCUCUGCAUAUUACAAUUGCUGAAGGAAAAACCAAUAUCAUACCAGUGAUGGUAACACACAACAGAUAAUGUGGAUGUCAUUCAAGAGUAUGCAUGCAUCUUUAAAUGCAUGUCUAUGCACAACUGGAAAUCCUAACUCAAUCAGGGAUUUCAGAGAAAGUGCACAAGUAUUUAAAGAGGAGGGUCAUAGUUCAGAGGUAGAGCAUCUGCUUGACAAGAUCCCAGCUUCUAUUCCUAGCAUCUCCAGUUGGAAGGAUCAAGUAACUGUGAUGUUGUAAGACUUCUGCCUAAGACCCUGGAGAGCUGCUGCUCAAUAGGCAAUAUUGAUGUGAUGGACCAAUAGCCUGAUUCAGUAUAAGGCAGCUACAUGUGUUCAGAUGAUUGGGAUGUUUGGUACAAGGAAAGACUGGUGUCAUUUGAGCAUUUCCCUGAGCAAUUUUAAUGUGCAGAACUGCUCUUAGUACUUGGGCAUGUUAUUGGCCUUUCAUGAAUAAACAGGAGAAGGGGAGUUUUAUUUCUCAGUUCUAAUUUUAAUCUAAUGCAGUCCUAUAUUGAUGUAGGACAAAUAGGUCAAUCUCAGUGCCAAAGAAAAGAAGGACAGACAUUUGAUGUCAAAAAGUCAGUGUUUAAAAAUGGAGAAAACAUUUCAGUCACCAAUGAUAUCCUGCUUUCUGGUCUGAUAGUCAACAUUUGUCAACCAACAAAGGUACUUAAAAGGAAGUCUCCAAUGUGUAAUUGCUUAAUAUAGAAUUUAUGAGUACAUUUAAUUGUAUCAACCAGGACUUGAAAGAGAUACAACUUAUUUCUAACCUACAGAUGUUAAAUUUGUCGUACCAACAAUUACAGUUUCUGUAAAUGGUCAGUAAUGUACGGUAUAUAUUUAUGAUGUUUUUUACUUGCCUGUAUUUCAUGGCCUUCUAACCACACUAUUCACCAUUCCCCCCUUGUAAAUUCCUUUUUCCUAGUCCCUAGCAAUAAAUCUGUUAAUGUUUA
Heteronotia binoei (common prickly gecko) is the source of this 2742-nucleotide messenger RNA. Its product is annotated as sel1-repeat-containing protein YbeT-like. The record is from RefSeq and is a predicted model, not a curated record. Gene Ontology annotation, molecular function: protein binding. The transcript is spliced from 5 exons. The coding region runs from base 219 to 713 and encodes 164 amino acids. NCBI's taxonomy places the organism in Eukaryota, Metazoa, Chordata, Lepidosauria, Squamata, Gekkonidae.